Messenger RNA from Papilio polytes (common Mormon), 1577 nucleotides. It is a transcript of the gene aspr, whose product is annotated as sushi, nidogen and EGF-like domain-containing protein 1. The coding region runs from base 92 to 1513 and encodes 473 amino acids. The record is from RefSeq and is a predicted model, not a curated record. Lineage: Eukaryota; Metazoa; Arthropoda; Insecta; Lepidoptera; Papilionidae. The transcript is spliced from 11 exons.
AGAGCAAGCGUAGGCGCUAAGAGUAAGUAUAAGGAUGCUCGUUGUUUGCGGCGAGCAUGUUUUAAUCAUCGAUUCACGAUAACGAACAGAUAUGGAGAGCAAGUUGCUCUAUUUAGCACCUUUGGUGCUUUUUGCAUUCUUCCAGCCCCAAGUCGAGGCUCAAAGGUAUUAUAACUACUACUCGCCUCGGGGCUACUAUGGUCGUAAUCUGUACGAGCACGGACGUUCGAUAUCCGACGAGGUGGUGAAAUGCGGGCCGCAUACAUGCGGUGUUGGUGCCCACUGUACUCACGGCAGCGUGCGGCCCGUGUGCGCCUGCCUCGCUGGACACUCCGGAGAUCCUCUGUCACAGUGUAUCAAGAUAGAAUGUGUCAGCAACGACGAGUGUCGCGGCCACCAAUCCUGUGUAAACCAACACUGCGUGAAUCCGUGUGAGGGCGCAUGCGGAGUUAACGCUAAUUGUGACGUACGUCAACACGUGCCCGUGUGCUCCUGCCCCGCUGGGUACACUGGUAACCCAUUCACAGCCUGUAGGGUUGCUGACCCGGAGGAAGCAUGCCAUCCGUCUCCAUGCGGUAUCAACACUAAAUGUCACGUGGCCAACAACCAGGCAAUUUGUACCUGUCUACCGGGAUACAGAGGCAGUCCAUUGUCCGGCUGCAGACAUGAGUGUGAGUCUGACAGUGACUGCGGAGUGCAGCAAUCCUGCCGCGACUUCAAAUGCACCAGCCCCUGCAGCGACUGCGGAGUCAAUGCAGACUGUGAGACUGUCGCCGCGCACCGCGCCGUCUGCAAGUGUCCACGAGGUUACUUCGGGGAUCCCUACCGCAUCUGUACGGCGGAGUGCGAGUCUGACAGCCAAUGCCCGAGCUACAAGCCGGCGUGCGUGUACAACGCGUGCGUCAACCCCUGCACCAACGCGUGCGGCGUCAACGCCGACUGCAACCUGCGCGGACUGACACCCGUCUGCUCCUGCCCCAGGAACAUGACAGGGGAUCCCUUCACCUUCUGUAGACCUUUUGAAGCACGUGACCUCUGCGAGCCUAACCCUUGCGGUGCCAACGCGAAGUGCACUCCGGGCCACGACCGCACGGGCGCGGAGCGGCCAGUCUGCACCUGCCCCACCGGCUACAUCGGGAACGCUCUAGUCUCCUGCGAACGGGGUGAAUGUGAGCUAGACUCUCAGUGCGCGGAGCACUUAGCGUGCGUGGGCUACCAGUGCGUGGACCCCUGUCUCGGCAACACGCAGUGCGGCUCCGGCGCCGUCUGCGUCGGCCGGCGACACAUCGCCGUCUGCACCUGCCCUAAUGGUCAUCGUGGUGACGCUCUCGUCAACUGCUACGAGUCAAACUCGGUGGCGGCCUCAACUCGUUACUACAGAUACAAACGCAACGGCAACUUCACUGAGCCCGAAGCGCCGACCGUCACCGCGACUGAAGUGGUAGUGGAAGCCUCCCCUAAACCUAGCGCCAAACUAGAAACCAAAAAGGUGGAAACCGAAAAGAAGGCGUAAAGUGUACACUGCCAUAAACACAAAAAUAACUUAUGAACGAAUAAAUUUAUAACAUUUGCAUCUC